UCAACUCUAUUUCAGUUCUAGAUUGGCUAUCUAACUAUAAAAGUUACUCAUUAAUCUUAGGCACUGGCUAGAGUAUAGUUCUGGGAUAAGGAACUGAAAAUCUUCAAGAAAUCUCUCCAGUUUUGUGUGGGUAGGAUCUUCAGAGACGUCCUACCUUUUGGAGCAGCUGUUGUUGAAGAAAAGUGGUGAGACAGGCUCUAGGACUACAUGUCCCAUUAGGAAACUUUACCAGAAUUAGACACACCUGCUGGUUUACCAGUUUCUGACUUCCUGCUCAGCUAAAAAGACUUGUUUUGUGAAAAAGCAAAACUCAGCAGCAAACAUCUAAAAUGAAGAGCCCUCAAACUUUUGAGGAGCAAACGGAAUGCAUUGUGAAUUCUCUACUCGCAGACUUCUUAGGCACCACGUUACAGGUUGCUAACCGGGAGCUACGUGGUGUAGACGUACCAGAUUCAGGAGAGGAGUGCUCUUUUGACGUGGCCAUCAUUGCUGGCCGCCUGCGGAUGUUGGGUGAUGAGUUCAAUGGAGAAUUGGAAGCUUCUGCCAAAAAUGUCAUUGCAGAAACCAUUCGGGGACAGGCAGGAGCCAUACUUCAGGACACAGUAAAAUCUCUCAGCCAAACCUGGUGUGCUCAGGAUUCUAGUUUAGCUUAUGAGAGAGCCUUUCUGGCAGUAUCAGUGAAACUUCUGGAAUAUGUGGCCCACGUGGCCCCUGAAAUGGCAAGACAGGUGGCUAUCCCCAUGACAAAUAUGAUCAAUGGGAACAGCGCCGUCCGGGAGUUCAUCCAGGGCCAGGGAGGUUGGGAAAAUCUGGAGAGCUGAAGGAGAGGUGGAACUGUUUACCAGCCUGAACACUGCUUCCUCUUUGACUGAUCGGGUGAUUGAUUUCUGGCAGUUAAAACAGACAGAACAACCAAAUCAAAAACCACUUUCUUUUGGACAGAACUAAACUUAGCUGAAUAAUUUAUUUUCUACUCAUUGUUAAAGUUGGGAGCAGCUCCCAGAGGUCUAUUGAGAUUUUAUACUUUCUGUUUUUAUGUGAGUUUUAAUGAGGUUCUGUUGAAGCAAAGACGUCCAGACACAAAAUAAUGACUUGUUAGUAGUGGAAUUCCAGGCAACUGGGCAGGCCUUUACUGGAGAUAUUUUGGAGAAAAGGGAGCAUACAGUAAACUAUUCCUUCAGAUUUAGCCUCGUCCUUUGGUAAAGAUCUCGUCUGCUAACUUUGUGGUCUAAAGGAUUUCAGGGAGAUUUUUGGUUGGAAAAUCUUAUUUUAAGUUGAGGAUUUUCUUUUAAAUUCAAAACCUGAAUUUCAUGUUAAUUUCACCUGAGCAGAAUUAUUUUAUGCAUUUUCAAGUUGGAAGCAAAAAAUAGCAGUUUGUUCAUGUGCUCUUCUACCAGAAGGGCCAAAGAAAAAUCAAACAGUUACUGCAUUUUUACUGCCACAGGAUGCAGGAAGUGCUGACCCACAUAGACAACAGUAGAGCCCAUCCCAGCUUAGAUGAAGUGAGCUGCAUACCACAGCGUUUUUCAAAGUGUGGUUCGCAUACCACUUGUGGACAUUAUAAAUUGCUGAUUUCCAGUCUCCAUUCCCAGAGAUUCUGAUUCUGUAGGGGUGACCUGGGGCCCAGGAUCAAAUCUUUCUAACCAGUUCCACAGGUGAUUCUGAUGUACGUAUACAGAGUUUGAGAACUAUCACUUUAGAGCACGGGUUGGAAAAUUACAACCCACAGAUCAAAUCCGGCCUGCUGCUUUUUUGGUGUGAUAAAGUUUUAUUGGAAUGCAGCUACACUUAUUUGUUUGCAUAUUGUCUAUGUCUGUUUCAGCACUGCAACAGCAGAGUUGAGUAGUUACAGCAGACACCAUACGGCCAUAAAGCUGAAGAUAUUUACUAUCUGGACCUUUACAGAAAAAGUUUGCAAACUCUUGCUCUAAAGCUAAAUGAACAUUUCUCCUUAAAUAAUUUAAACUCUGUUGCAAUCCUGAUCAUUCCUGCCAAACACAAUUGUAGAUAGAAUAACUGUUUUUUCAGAAUUUAGUCUGAGAAUGUUAGUUCUUGUAUAGUCCACACUUUCUCUAGGACCUUUGGCAAAUCAAAGAGUGCUGUGACUCCUGAGUGGUCAAUAGAAGAUAUACAUUUCCUUGGCCCUACCACAAGUGAUUGAAAGUGAAGCAUAUGGUUCUAUAGUCUGCGUAUCUCAUAAUAGUCCUUAGUAAUCUCAUGCAUUAGGAGGCAAUCAUCAAGUAGAGACUCUUUCAUCCAUAAGCCCCCAAACCAAACUACUUACCUGAUUGUCAAGAAGAAAAGCAUUGCUGUAUCUAUUUUUGAAGAGAGGCAUUAGUGGCUUUGGCUAAAGUUUAACAAAGCUAACCACAUCCCCUCCCUUCAGCCAGCCAGCCAUCUGAUUCCCCUAAAUGCGUAGAAAUAAAGAUGUAGUGCUGCAAAUGUAUUUUGACUUUUUCAAGUUAUGCUGUUUCCUCUAUUCUUGGAUAAAUCAUAGUAGGUUAAUAAUACAGAAAUGAGAUUGCAUAUUUCUCUUUAGUAGAAAUUAGCAAAAUUAGCUUUUUUUGCUACAACUUAAGACACUUGAUGUAUUCCUCUGUGUUUUAUGUUACUGUAAACUCAACAUACGGUGAGUUUUGUGGUAUUUGACCUGUUAGGCAAAAUCACUAUUUUCACUUUGACUGACAUUUAUAAUGUUCUGUUCAUGAAAUAAAAUUCUUCUGUCUAUUCCUUUGAA
Molecule: messenger RNA, 2737 nt
Organism: Equus caballus (horse)
Lineage: Eukaryota; Metazoa; Chordata; Mammalia; Perissodactyla; Equidae
Gene: BCL2L15
Product: BCL2 like 15
Biological process (GO): regulation of apoptotic process
Cellular component (GO): nucleus; cytosol
Source: RefSeq, a predicted model, not a curated record